This is a messenger RNA of Gongylonema pulchrum, 300 nucleotides long. Lineage: Eukaryota; Metazoa; Nematoda; Chromadorea; Rhabditida; Gongylonematidae. The record is from the annotation of a GenBank genome assembly.
AUGAAAAUCUUCAAUCUCGGCUUGCAGAUGUUAUGCGGCUUGCGGCACUGGAUGUAUUGGCUGACAGCAUUUAUAUGGGAUUAUGCUGUUUUCCUGAUCCCUGCAUCUUUAUGCAUGAUCGUGUACAUAUCGCGGAGUAGCGUGGGAUUAACACUUUACUUAAUUAUGCUUCUUUAUGGAUGGGCUGAACUACCGUUCGUUUAUUUCUGCUCAAUAUUGUUCGAUUCACCAACCAAAGGAAAUGCGACCAUCUGUGUUUACAAUUUCAUGACAGGUCUGUUAAGUGGUUUUUCAAGUUAA